Aspergillus wentii DTO 134E9 is the source of this 1197-nucleotide messenger RNA. RefSeq lists its product as uncharacterized. Gene Ontology annotation, molecular function: transmembrane transporter activity. NCBI's taxonomy places the organism in Eukaryota, Fungi, Ascomycota, Eurotiomycetes, Eurotiales, Aspergillaceae. Gene Ontology annotation, cellular component: fungal-type vacuole membrane. The coding region runs from base 1 to 1197 and encodes 398 amino acids. Gene Ontology annotation, biological process: transmembrane transport. The record is from RefSeq and is a predicted model, not a curated record. The transcript has 6 exons.
AUGGCUGCCAACACAGAAAAAGAAUACACCCCCCGAGCAUGCCUGACUCUCCUCGGCGCCUUCACGGGCAUGUUCUGCACUGUCGGCUUCGUCAAUUCCUUUGGCGUCUUUGAGACUUACUAUGCCAAAUACCAGCUGUCCGACGAGUCUGAAUCCACCAUCGCAUGGCUCGGAGCCGUCGCUAUUUUUUUCAUCUUUUCCAUUUCCAUCAUCUCAGGUCCUCUGCUUGAUCUUUUCGGUCCGGGUAUGAUGCUCUACAUGGGCGCCCUAGGAACCGUCUUCUCCAUCAUGAUGACUUCUCUCUGUCGUGAAUUCUACCAGUUCAUCCUCGCACAGGGCAUUCUCAUGGGCAUUUCUAUGGCCCUCAUAGCCCCUCCCAUGCUGGCUCUCGUUGGCCAACAUAUCAAGCGUAGCCGCGGUGCUGCCAUGGGAAUCGUAAUCGCCGGAUCGUCACUCGGAGGUGUCAUCUGGCCAAUUGCGAUAAACGAGUUACUCCAGAAACCGAAUCUCGGGUUUGGAUGGACGAUGCGCAUCGUGGGCUUUAUCAUGUUGCCUCUGCUGUUGAUUUCGUGUUUGUGUUGUCGUCCUCCAUCGACCUCGACAGAUACAUCUACAUCGACAACUCCAGCAGAACGACAGGAAUCACCAGCUAAACCUCCCAAAACCGACUUUUCCAUCCUCCGCCAGCCAUCACUGCAACUAUCCUGUCUUGCUUUUUUCAUCAUCUACUUUGGCAUGUUCUCGCCUUUCUUCUAUACAACCUCCUACGCCGUGGCAGAGGGCUUCUCCUCCAACCUAUCUUUCUACACCAUCUCCAUCAUCAACGGCGGUUCACUAUUCGGACGCAUCCUCCCUGGCAUCGUGGCUGAUAAAUACGGCAAAUACAACUGCUGCAUCGUGGCGACGUUUGUUUCUGGCAUUAUCGCGUUGUGCUGGACAAAGGUUACUUCUGUGGCUGGGCUGGUGAUUUUUUCUGCGGCGUAUGGCUUUGCGGCUGGGGGCAUUCUGUCUCUUCAGCAGGCUUGUGCGGUGCAGAUUGCUACGCCGUCGACUAUGGGGUUGGCGAUUGGGUGUAUCAUGGCGUCGACUUCGCUUUCAGGAAUGGCCGGAGUCCCAAUCAGCGGCGAACUAGCUGGGAAAUACGGCUAUCUGGCGCUGUCCAUCUACUCCGGGAGUACAAGAUGGGAGGCUGUUUAA